UCUUUGAGAAUACGUUUACCCCAAGUACCAUGCCUCAAAAUGGAUGUGCGUAGUCGCCUCAUCAGUGCUGCCUGUUGUCGAAAUGGAAAUGGAGCCCAUGAUCACAUAGAUGCAUGCUCGACCUGUUGACUAUCUAGCUAGUACUGCUCUGGUCUUCAGAGUAUAAGAUAGCCAUCGGACACAUACCGGUACCUUAUCUUCUUGGCGGAAGGACCAGAAGGAAAUCAAAAUGGCAAGCCAAGGAGCAGCCAAGAAGCGCUCCCCAGGAGGCACAGGGAAGAGCGAUCCCAACAGUAGAGGACCGUCGCUGCUGUAUGUGGCUGGCAACACGUACAAAUGCAUACCCGAUGGCAUGGCCAAGUGGAACCGAAAAGGAACGCUCAAGAAAGUUCACGAUUGGACUCUGUUUGUGGAUGUGAUUCAGGGCGAUGCGGAUGUCAUUCAAACGGUGGAAUUCCAUCUCGACGGAUCCUUUCAGCCGCCUCUGUUUGUCUGUGCGAGCCCCGUCCAUGUAGUGCUGCCGGAUGGCUCUCGGGUCACGAGAUUCAAGACACGUCAACAGAGUACAGGAGCCCUCGUUCCAAAGAUAAGAAUUGUGGGAGCGGGUGGAGCUUCUGUGGAAAUUCGUCACCCCAUUUCUCUUCAGAGAGGAGGCAAACGAAACAAGUCACAGAGAUUCACAGAUUCCGCACAAGCCCCGAAAAAGCGUCUGACCAUGGUACCCAUGGUAGAAAAUAGAUCGUUUGGCAUUGAGUUGGAGCUCUCUUGUGCUCUGGGUUCCACAAGGGAAACCAUUGCCCGUUCCAUUACAUCCCAUGCGGGAGUUCCCGUGGAGGUGAUUCAACAGUAUCGAGAUGCUCAUAAUCCUGUCCAAGGAUGGAAGAUUGUUCACGAUGGCAGCAUUGUCUGUAGCCGGCAAGCUCCCAACUGCAGCAAGUUUGAGCUUGUUUCGCCAGUCCUUCAAGGAACACCAGGACUGCAAACAUGCAACCAGGUUCUAGAAGCCCUCCGAGUCACGUCCAUGACAGACAUUUUGGUCAACAAGACCAUGGGCUUUCAUGUGCACAUCUCUGUCGAAGGCAUGUCGCUAGGGGAUCUCCAAAAGAUUUGUCAAAAUUACGUCAAAUACGAAGGCGCCAUGGACUUGUUCCACCCGGCAUCUCGACGUACCGGAAGCUCUGCCAGUAAAAAGUACUUUCAGAGUUGCAAGGCGGCCAUUGUCGCGACUCCAGGUUCCAACGUGCUGGCCGCUACCAAUGGAGAACGCCAUCGUGCCAUUGCAGCGUGUACCACCCAAGAAGAGCUCUGUAAGCUCAUGAACCCCAAGGGACGCUAUUACAAGAUGAAUCUGCAAAACUUGGCCACGGGCCGUCAACCAACGAUUGAGUUUCGACAGCAUUCGGCAACCGCCAAUGCGACCAAAGUCAACGCGUGGGUUCGAUUUUGCAUGGCAUUUGUCAACAACUCGGCGCGUCUUCCGCCGCCAAAAUCGUUGAAAGACAGUCGCAGUGUGCACGACGAGCUCCAGUUUCUCUUUGACUACGUCAUUAAGGAUCGUGCACUGCAACGAUUCUUGACCGAGCGCAUGGAUCAACUCGCUGCUAGUGGAACAGCGACGACGACAACACACGGUGAUGAACCUUGCUGUGGGGGCUGUGCUCGUGGAAGCACUUGUGAGACGAGUGCGGGACACUGA
Seminavis robusta is the source of this 1696-nucleotide messenger RNA. The record is from the annotation of a GenBank genome assembly. NCBI's taxonomy places the organism in Eukaryota, Bacillariophyta, Bacillariophyceae, Naviculales, Naviculaceae.